Molecule: messenger RNA, 3666 nt
Organism: Fukomys damarensis (Damara mole-rat)
Lineage: Eukaryota; Metazoa; Chordata; Mammalia; Rodentia; Bathyergidae
Gene: Adamtsl2
Product: ADAMTS like 2
Exons: 18
Coding region: 80-2953 (957 amino acids)
Biological process (GO): extracellular matrix organization
Cellular component (GO): extracellular matrix
Source: RefSeq, a predicted model, not a curated record
GCCUCCGGUCGGUUUCGCUGGCUGCGCACCUGGUGCUGGCCCCUGCUCUGGGAGGACAACCUGCUGAGGCCUGGCCAGGAUGGAUGGAGGAUGGCAGUGUUCACAAUGGGCCUGGUCCUUGCUGGCCAUGGCGGUGGUGGCUGGGGGUGCAGCAUCCACAGAGCUCUCGGUCUCUCCCCAGGAGAACAGCCCCACAUCCAACAGCCUGGAGGGUGGCGCUGACGCCACCGCCUACUGGUGGGGGGAGUGGACCAAGUGGACCGCGUGCUCCCGCAGCUGCGGAGGUGGGGUGACGUCCCAGGAGCGGCACUGUCUGCAGCAGAGGAGGAAGUCCGCCCUGGGUGCCGGCAACAGGACCUGCACUGGCACAGCCAAGCGCCACCAGCUCUGCAGCCUGGAGGAGUGCCCGCCGGACGGGAGGAGCUUCCGCGAGGAGCAGUGCGUCUCCUUCAACUCCCGCGUGUUCGACGGGCGGACCUACCGGUGGAAGCCCCUGUACCCUGAUGACUAUGUGCACAUCUCCAGCAAGCCCUGCGACCUGCACUGCACCACGGUGGACGGCCAGCGGCAGCUCAUGGUGUCUGCCCGCGAUGGCACAUCCUGCAAGCUCACUGACCUGCGAGGGGUUUGCGUGUCUGGAAAAUGUGAGCCCAUCGGCUGUGACGGGGUGCUGUUCUCUACCCACACGCUGGACAAGUGCGGCAUCUGCCAGGGCAAUGGGAGCAGCUGCACCCACGUGACUGGAAACUACCGCAAGGGCAACGCGCCUCUCGGUUACUCCCUGGUGACUCACAUCCCGGCCGGUGCCCGGGACAUCCAGAUCGUGGAGAGGAAGAAGUCUGCAGACAUGCUAGCUUUGGCAGAUGAAGCUGGCUUCUACUUCUUCAACGGCAACUACAAAGUGGACAGCCCCAAGAACUUCAACAUUGCCGGCACCGUGGUCAAGUACCGGCGGCCCAUGGACAUCUACGAGACGGGCAUCGAGUACAUCGUGGCUCAGGGGCCCACCAACCAGGGCCUGAAUGUCAUGGUGUGGAACCAGAACGGCAAGAGCCCUUCCAUCACCUUUGAGUACACCCUGCUACAGCCUCCACCCGCUAUCCACCGCCCGCCCGUCUACUACAGCUUCUCUGAGCCUGCCUCGGCCUCCGCCAGUGUGGAAAGCCAGGAGCUGGCCGGCACCAGGCUCCUGGGCUUCCUGCAGCGAAACGUCUCGCUCCACAGCCCCGGCUCCUCCGAGCAGCUGGGCCUGGACAACCAGCUGUUCGGCCCCCGGGGCCCUGAUGUGGAGCUGGGCCUCCGUCAGGGCCAGGAGACCAACGAGGUGUGCGAGCCUCCCAGCAGCGGGGCCUGCCAGGGGCCCCCCAGGGGCAAGGGCUUCCGAGACCACAACGCCACUGGGACGGCACUUUCGGGGGACAAGGAUAACCAGGAGGUGGGUGCUCAUCUCCCUGCCCAGGAUCCCCUCUCAGCCAAUGCCAUCUCGGACCAGCUCCUGGGCACAGGCUCAGACUCCAAAGAGCUUGCCCUCAACGAGACGGGAAACAGCAUCUUCGCGCAGGGCGCCCCCAGGAGCCCUGCAACUGAGAGCUUCUACUCGGACUAUGAGGAAGGCGAGGGGGCUGCUUACCUGGUCAAUGGGUCCUACCUGGAGCUGAGCAGUGACAGGGUCGCCAAUGCUUCCUCCGAGGCCGCCUUCCCCAACACCAGCGCCAGCCUCCCCACCUUGGCCGGGAACAGGACCCACAAGGCCAGGACCCGGCCCAAGGCGCGCAAGCCAGGCGUGAGUCCAGCCGACAUGUACCGGUGGAAGCUGUCAUCCCACGAGCCUUGCAGCGCCACCUGCACCACAGGGGUGAUGUCGACCUACGCCAUGUGCGUCCGCUACGACGGAGUCGAGGUGGACGACAGCUACUGUGACGCCCUGACCCGGCCCGAGCCUGUGCACGAGUUCUGCGCUGGGAGGGAGUGCCAGCCCAGGUGGGAGACCAGCAGCUGGAGUGAGUGCUCGCGCACCUGUGGCGAGGGCUACCAGUCCCGCAUCGUGCGCUGCUGGAAGAUGUUGUCCCCCGGCUUCGACAGCUCCGUGUACAGUGACCUGUGCGAGGCCGCCGAGGCCGUGCGGCCUGAGGAGCGCAAGACGUGCCGCAACCCGGCCUGCGGGCCGCAGUGGGAGAUGAAAUGUUAUUUAAAAAGUGGUUACCACAGCAACCGCUUCCCCAUGCUGCCCUGGGAGCCACUGCUCUCCCCCGGGGGACAAUUUGGGUGGGGGCUCAAGGUGAGAGGCGCCUCCCCUCAAGCCCCCGAUGGCCUCCUGCAGUGCAGCGGGAGCUGCGGGCAGGGCCGCACCAUCAGGCACGUGUACUGCAAGACCAGCGAUGGCCGGGUGGUGCCUGAGUCCCAGUGCCAAGUGGAGACCAAGCCCCUGGCCAUCCACCCCUGCGGAGACAGGAACUGCCCGGCACACUGGCUGGCCCAGGACUGGGAGCGGUGCAACACCACAUGCGGGCGAGGUGUGAAGAAGCGGCUGGUCCUCUGCAUGGAGCUGGCCAAUGGGAAGCCACAGACGCGAAGCGGCCCCGAGUGUGGGCUGGCCCAGAAGCCGCCGGUGGAGAGCACCUGCUUCGAGAGGCCCUGCUUCAGGUGGUACACCAGCCCCUGGUCAGAGUGCACCAAGACCUGUGGGGUGGGCGUGAGGAUGCGGGACGUGAGAUGCUAUCAGGGCACUGACAUUGUCCGCGGCUGUGAUCCACUGGUGAAGCCGGUUGGCAGACAGGCCUGUGACCUGCAACCGUGCCCCACGGAGCCCCCAGAUGACAGCUGCCAGGACCAGCCAGGCACCAACUGUGCCCUGGCCAUCAAGGUGAACCUCUGUGGCCACUGGUACUACAGCAAGGCCUGCUGCCGCUCCUGCCGGCCCCCCACCCCCAGCCGGGCCGCUGCAGCUCCCUGAGACCCGCGCACCCCGUCCCUGGGUUGCUGCUGCUCUGGGGACCUCUACCCGAACACCGUCCUGCGGGCCCCAGGCUGGGAAGACCUGACACUGAGCCUCAACCCACACGAGGGACUCCAGGCCCCCAGUGCCUGCCUGGAUGCUGUCCACAGAUCCACGGGACCCCGGGGCUGAACCUGAGGCCCCACCCAGUGUGGGGGACAUGUCUGUGGUCUAGGGCCUUCUCAAGGUGACUUGCAGGUGACCAGGAAAGGGAAUGGCCUCCCUCCCUGGGGUGACUUGGGUUUGCGGGAGGCACAGGGCACUGGGAGGCCUAGAGGGCCCUGGGUCCUGAGGUGUGCACACGUCCUCUUUCCAGAGGGUUAAUCUCAGGGCUCCGCCAGCUGUGUAGGAGCUCGUGUGUUGGAGGGAUGGUGCACUUUACACCCAGGGCAGACCCUCUUUUGUAUAGUGUAUUUGUUCAUGGACAGCAGGGUACCCUGUAACCCGUCAGUACUCAUGGGUUGAUGUUAAUAAAGUGGUCGUAUUUAUGGUGGCCUUUGGGGGUGUUGGGGAGCCUCGGGGGGCUCCACAAGGGCACAGGGAGGGGGCAAGGGCAGUGGGACCCCGCACUGAGCUGGCACUGGCUGGAGCCACGGGCCCAUUGUCCACUGGUGUGGGGCCCAGGACAGUUGGGGGGCUUUGAGGUGACCGGGCCUCUGUGCCUCCGUGCU